AUGCCUGCAAAACAAAGAAAAAUUGCUAUUAUGGGAUAUAGAUCCGUAGGGAAAUCGUCCUUAACCCUUCAAUUUGUAGAAGGGCAGUUUGUUGAUUCAUAUGAUCCUACAAUAGAAAACACAUUUACAAAAUUAUUUAGAGUCCAUAGUCAAGAUUAUGAGGUAAAUUUAGUUGACACUGCAGGCCAAGAUGAAUAUUCAAUUUUUCCAGCACAGUACUCAAUGGACAUUCACGGUUAUGUUUUAGUUUAUUCAAUUACAUCAGCCAAAUCUUUCGAAGUUAUACAAGUGAUAUAUGACAAAUUGUUAGAUAUGACUGGAAAAGUAAAAGUCCCAAUAGUGUUGGUUGGAAAUAAAACUGAUUUGCAUAUGGAAAGAAUGAUAAGCUCGGAAGCUGGUAAAAGGCUGGCAGAUUCGUGGAAAGCAUCAUUUUUGGAAACUUCUGCUAAAAAAAAUGAAUCAGUAGCUGAUAUAUUUCAUACUUUAUUAGUUGAAAUAGAAAGAGCAAAUGGUAAUGUUAAAGAAAAGGGUAAUUGCAUAGUAUCAUGA
This is a messenger RNA of Pediculus humanus corporis (human body louse), 549 nucleotides long. Its product is annotated as GTP-binding protein rheb, putative. Gene Ontology annotation, biological process: small GTPase-mediated signal transduction. The coding region runs from base 1 to 549 and encodes 182 amino acids. Lineage: Eukaryota; Metazoa; Arthropoda; Insecta; Psocodea; Pediculidae. Gene Ontology annotation, cellular component: plasma membrane. Gene Ontology annotation, molecular function: GDP binding; GTPase activity; GTP binding. The record is from RefSeq and is a predicted model, not a curated record. The transcript has 4 exons.